Messenger RNA from Paramecium pentaurelia, 1562 nucleotides. The record is from the annotation of a GenBank genome assembly. Lineage: Eukaryota; Ciliophora; Oligohymenophorea; Peniculida; Parameciidae.
AUGAUAAUUAUAAGACUCUCUCGUCACUUCUCAAAAAUCAAGAAGGACUUAUUAACCAACCCAGAAUUUGAUAAAAUCCAUCCUUAAUUUCUUGAUCAUAAACCACCUACUACUUUACAUAGAUAGUCUAAAGAAGUGCCUUAUAUUAAGUCCCUUUUGAGAUAUAAAGAUAUUGCAAUACCAACAUUUGAAAAUGCUUUGCAUCAAAAUGUAAUAUUAUUAUGUUAUUAAGCAAGUUUAAAACAUUUGUUGAAGGUCAUGUCAGUCCAAAAGGAGCAUUAAAGAAUUUAUCAGAAGAAUAAAUGAAAUAAAUCCAAACUCAAGUUACUAAGAAAUUACAAGAAUUAGAAGAUACUGGAUUAUCAAGAGAAGAGAUUCUAACAAAUGGUGUAGAUGUAUAAACAUAAUUAAAAGAAAUUAGAAAGGCAUUCCAUUAAGUUAUGAUGCAUUUUUCUAGUUGUUAAAAAAUAAUGAGUAAGCACGUUUGGUUUAUUUGGCUCCUGGAGAAGAAUUCACUGUUUAAAAAAUAGUUGAUAUUGCUUUGAGAUAAGAUAUUGGUAAGGAUUAAUUUAAUGUUCCAAUUAAUAAAUAUCCAAAUAAUAUGAAAUUAAAAAACCAUGAUAAAUAGAAAGACAUAUUAAUAAAUACCAAAGAUCAUUUAGAACAUGUAAAUGAAUUGGUUAGUGAUGAAGUUGUAUAUCAUCAUCAUCCUUAACCUAAAAGACCUAUUAGAAGAGUCAAUAAUUAUGAUAUUCAUUGGAGAAAUACAGAAUUCUUAAUUUAAUUUUUAAAUAAAAGUGCAAAAAUUAAAAAUAGAUAAUAAACUAACCUUGCAGAAGUUUAACAUAAAAAAGUAGCAAGAUCCAUUAAAACAGCUAAACAUAUGUGUAUUUUUUAUAUUUCUAAUAUUUUAGUACUCUUACCAUCCAAUUCAUCAAUACAACCUUACCAUAAGAAAUCACUUACUAGCUUUGAAAAUGAUAUCUAAGAAUUUGCAAGAAGAAAAGUAAAUUUGUCUACAGGAUAAAUUUAUACAGAAACACCAUUAUAAAAAAGAGAAAGAUCAUUAGAAAGCCAAACUAUGAUAGAAGAUGAUUAAGAAAUAAAUCCAGGAACACCUAGACCAAAUAAUUUAAAUAUUAUCAAAGGUAUUGUAUAUGCAGAGAAAUUGAAAAAGAAAGAAUUAGAAUAAUAAGGAAUAAAAUUGACUAAAGAAGAAGAAGAUUUAAGAAAUUAUAGAUUCAAUGGUAAUGAUGUGAAAUUCUAAACUAUGAGGGAUGAAUAAUUGUUAAAAUAAGAAAUCAAAUAGGAAAUUUUAGCAAAAGAUGGUGAAUUUGUAGAAGAAUUUAAUUAAAUCAAAGUAAAUCAUUUUUCUAAUUUAAAUUAUAGUCAAAUGUUGAGAAAAUUCCUACCUAUUAUUUGAGUUAAGCAUUUAUAAGUGAAUAAACCUUAUAAAUGGAAAAACUAUAGGAACUUGUAUAUUAAAAGCCAAAAUAGGCAUAUACUUAUGAUGAAAGUUUAAGAAUUAUUGAAGAAGUCAAAUCUAGAUUAAAUAAGUGAUA